AGGUGUCGUGUACCAUCUCUGAGUGGAGAAAACAAGAAGUUGGAGGAGGUAGAUGAAACCUCCGGGAUGGAGAAAGGCAUCGAAAACGAAGAAAACGCAACAUUGUCAUCGACACCUAUGUCUGAUGAAGAGAAACCCUCAGUUUCGGAUGAGCAGGAUGGAAACAACAGCGAGACGAGUGGGGAUCAGUUCCUGGGUACAAACUGUAACAACACAUGUUCAGAUGCCUCGGAUUGCGAUGGACAGCCGUCACACAACUCCCACAUCAAAAUGGAUAUUACCAUAGAUGAUGAUGAUGCCCUGUCACAGGGUUCAAGGACGUCUGCCAUAACUCCGUCAACGUACGCCGCGUCGUCAGUGUUGACUCUGACGUCAGUGUCUCACGACAGUGUUGUCAGUGCCGGAACCUUACUGUCCUCGUGUACUAUCCAUUCCGACCAAGUACCUGUCCCCUGUGCUCACAGCAACAGAAAGACCGCCUCUCUGUUGCUGUGAGCAACCUCCUCAAAGUUCGUCACAACCGCUGCCUACGUGCAGCACCCACCAAGACCGCACAACCAGGAGAAAUCGCAUAUUAAAGUCCAGAAUCAAACGCCUUCAACGGAAACAAAGGCAUGUCAAGAAGAUCAACAUGGAAAUGUCUGACAGGACCGCAGGAAACAUUGACUUUCACCUCAGCACAGUUUCUGAGAAGAGCAGCGCAGACGACUCCAGCCGAGCGAAGUCAAAGAAAAGCAUGCACGACUAUCUGUCGCUCAUGUCCGAUGAUGAGUUACCCAUCAAAAUAAUGAGCGACAUCAAGCUGAAAAAAUACUUGCUGGAGCUGAAGGCUUUGAAGAGCAAGUACAAGCCGUCUUACAAAACCUCAUCCCUGCGGUCGAACUCAGUGAUGGACGCGAUGAGUGAGCUAGACCUCUACUUUGCUACGGUGGAAGCGAGCAUAGACAGCGAGGAUAGCCUCAUUUCCGUUCUGUCGUCUGACAGCGAUGAUACCCUGUUCGCUAUGCAAUGCAAAGCCAAAAGUCCACCCUGCGACAAGGAUUCGCCCUUCGAGGACGACCUUACUUCGAAUUCUUCGGACUCGUUAAAUUUCUGUUUCAUUUCGUCUCACCUUCUUGCCUCACCUGCAGCUUCUACAACGGUGCAGCAGGUGUUCCAAGCCCGAGCUGAAGCGGCCCUAGAACUAGGGACGAUGAACAUGAGCGCAGCCAUUGUCAACAAUGAAUCUAGUCCGUCAUACCACUUGAAUGCAAGCGUGAAGAAUGACAAAACGACCGUUCAGAUGUUUGGAGAUAAAUCUCUCAAUCAUGCACAGAAAGCAAGUCUUCUCCACAGUCCAGUGAAAGAUAAAAAGGCUCCGUCUGCUCACUGCGCUUAUCUCUGUUCUCCUUGUCAACCUACCGCCCCACCCAAGCACCCUUGCUCUCAGUUAGCAGUGUGUCAGACCGCGCCCUGGUCCGUCAUUCAGGAUGAACUACGCUUCUCCUCCUCCGAAGCAGAGGUACCUAGAAAACGAUGUUUAACAGGUCGAGUUCAGGACCGAGAGGUCAUGACCUGCAGGCAACCUAACCCCUAUAAACAGAGACUGAGAUCUUGCCAGACCGAGAGACCUCACUGUUCCAAGUGCAAAUGAAAGAAGAAGACGCGAUGAGAGGAGAAAAUGUUUGUCGGAACGCCUGUCACCUACAAAUGAGUUCUUCUGGGCUUCUUGUCCACUAAAUGACAAAAAGAAACCGUUAUUUAGUCCUCUCUCAUGCCCUCAACAAGCCUCCAUAGUUCCUGUGGCAGAGAAAUUUGCCUGCGGGAGCACGCAAGCUGCGGAGAGAGUCAACGCCUUGCAGGAAGGUGUCCGUCUCCUCUGGAAGCCAGCAUGGAGAAGGAGAAGCUGACCAACGCGAGUCAUGGAAGAAGUCCUUUGACCAGGACAUUCUGAGACUGUCCGCCAAGCUGCAGAUGGUGUCCCUGUCGGAACAAGGAGACAGUAGCAGCGAUCUGGACACGAUGAAGAGCAUUGGGUCUUCUCCUUCUCUCAAAACGGUCUGGCGCUGUCACUGAAGAAGAGUCGGCUUCUCUUGAGUCGACAAGUGGGUCUGCUACCGGAGUUACCUUCGCCUGUAGCCAACGUGACUCUCGUAGUCUGCGCAGGGCCAUAAGAUUCCGGACAGUGGCUGAGCGCAGUGAGAUCAGAUCCCGGUCUGCGCGCAGUCACGGCUGUUCCGCGACCGCAGGCCAUUCGGGGACGACGACAGGGACAUCUGUUCGAUGGUGAUGGAUGAUGAAGAAGUUCUCGAAACUCCAGCUUGUCCAGCUUCAGAAAUCAGAAGAAACUGGGUUGGGACAAACAUGACGUCUUGGAUGGUGUGAAGUCUUUCCAGGAUGGACGAACAAGUAAAAGCUAUUAAAGAUCGCCACCAGUCCAAGGGUCAGAAACCCGAACAUUUGGGGUUUGGCGACUUCUUCCGAUAAAAGCUCCGGAGUUCACAAAUACCGAGAAGAAAUGUAGCAAGAACACUAAAGCGUGUAUCAUGGAUGUAAACAGUGGAGUGAGACCUGCUUGGUGUCGUCACAAGUCACCUGCUGCAUGUAAACUGCCAUUGUAAACAUGGUGAUUGCCUCCAGGGUGCAGAACUUUACAUCACUUCCUGAAGAAAGCACCAAAGAUGUUCUUCGCCUCUACCUCAUCUUCCUUGAAUGUAGACACCUCCAGGGUUGGUUCAAGUGCUGACUGUUGUCACCGAGGUGCUUGCUGUCAUUUACGGUCGUCAUCGCAAGUGUCGCCGGGCCGUGAGCUGUUAGAUGUUUCUUGCAACACAAUUGUGUUUGAAUAACAACUCAAACCAAGCAUUAUUGAGAUUCUUCAUCUUUUUGUUCGUUGUCUUUAGUUUU
Pomacea canaliculata is the source of this 2886-nucleotide messenger RNA. RefSeq lists its product as uncharacterized. The record is from RefSeq and is a predicted model, not a curated record. The transcript is spliced from 3 exons. Bases 632 to 1633 code for a protein of 333 amino acids. Lineage: Eukaryota; Metazoa; Mollusca; Gastropoda; Architaenioglossa; Ampullariidae.